Plasmodium malariae is the source of this 441-nucleotide messenger RNA. RefSeq names its product signal recognition particle subunit SRP19, putative (gene SRP19). The record is from RefSeq and is a predicted model, not a curated record. Bases 1 to 441 code for a protein of 146 amino acids. The transcript has a single exon. Gene Ontology annotation, molecular function: 7S RNA binding. Gene Ontology annotation, biological process: SRP-dependent cotranslational protein targeting to membrane; SRP-dependent cotranslational protein targeting to membrane, signal sequence recognition. Lineage: Eukaryota; Apicomplexa; Aconoidasida; Haemosporida; Plasmodiidae. Gene Ontology annotation, cellular component: signal recognition particle, endoplasmic reticulum targeting.
AUGAUUAAUCCUGAAGUAACAAAUGUAAAUGAUGACGCUAGAGACUUUUCACGAUGGAAAAUAAUAUAUCCCAAUUAUUUAAAUAAAAAAAAAAAGGUAAAAGAAGGAAGACGAAUAAAUUUAAAGUAUUGUGUAGUAGAUCCAUCAGUAGAUGAUAUUGCACUAGCUUGUAAAGAAUUAAAUAUCCCAUGCAUUGUAGAAAAAAAUAAAUACUAUCCACGAGAUUGGCUAGUUGAAGGGAGAAUACGAAUUAAGAUGCCUGAUACAGAAAAUAAGACUUUAAGUAAAUUUGCUUUAAUGAAAGAAAUUGGAUUGAAAUUACAAACUGUAAAAGCAAAUGUAGAUGCUAAUGUUGUAGUUAAUUCUAACAGCUUAACCAAAAAAAAAAAAAAAAAAAAAAAAACAAGGAUGAAGACAAAGAUAUGCCAAACUAUUAACUAA